CUGUGUGUGCCUCCGCCUGCCGGGUGUCCCUGUAACGGGAAACGAACGCACCGGACACCGCCCACCACUGAAGCUACCUCCUGUCUCUCGAUGUUGCCAACGACAGCUAGCUGCUAGCCGGCUAACCAGUUCCUGUGUGUGAGUGUGUUGCCUUCAGUCUGUAAUGGCGGCAGGUGGGAACCCAGGUCCGGGGGCCACACAGUGCGUGACCAAGGUGGCGCUGAGCAUCUCCUGUCAGAAUCUGCUCGACAUGGACACAUUCUCCAAGUCCGACCCGCUGUGCGUGCUUUUUAUGAACAGCUCUGGGCCCCACUGGUGUGAGAUUGGCCGGACAGAGAAAAUAAAAAACAGCCUUAAUCCAAGCUUCUCCAAGACCUUUGUCAUCGACUACUACUUUGAGAUGGUGCAGAAGCUGAAGUUCGAAGUGUACGACAUCGACAGCGAAAACUGCAGUCUGCAAGAGGCUGACUUCCUGGGGGAAGUGGAGUGUACUUUGGGACAGGUUGUGUCCUCAAAGAAAAUUACACGACCACUUGUCAUGAAGAACAAGUCGCCUGCAGGAAAAGGAACCAUCACUAUAAGCGGAGAGGAAAGAACAGACAACCGGGUGGUGGAAUUUGAAAUGGCAGCUAGAAAACUGGAUAAAAAGGAUUUCUUUGGGAAGUCCGACCCUUUCCUGGAAUUCUUCAAGCAGACAGAAACUGGAUGGCAGCUGGCUCACAGGACAGAGGUGGUGAAGAAAAACUUAAACCCAACAUGGAAACGAUUCCGUGUCCCGCUGCAAUCACUCUGCGGAGGAGAUGUGGAGAAAUCUAUCAAGGUUGACUGUCACGACUACAACAGCAGCGGAUCUCACGAAUUCAUCGGAUCCUUCCAGGCCACACUCUGCCAAAUACAGCAGGCUUCACAGACGUUUGCGGCUGAGUUUGAAUGCAUCAACAGUAAGAAGAAGCAGAAGAAGAAAGGAUACAAAAACUCUGGUAUUAUCGUCAUAAAAAAGUGCAAGGUUGUGAAGGAGUACACGUUUCUGGAUUACAUAAUGGGUGGCUGCCAGAUUAACUUCACUAUUGCUGUUGACUUCACUGGUUCCAAUGGAGACCCCAAAUUCCCUGUAUCCCUCCACUACAUCAACCCUCAGGGCUAUAAUGAAUACCUGGCAGCAAUCUGGGCAGUGGGCAAUGUCAUCCAGGACUAUGACAGUGACAAGAUGUUCCCUGCUUUUGGUUUUGGAGCCCAGAUCCCUCCGACAUGGCAGGUCAGCCACGAGUUUCCCAUCAACUUCAAUCCAUCAAAUCCGUUUUGUGAAGGGAUAGAAGGUGUGGUGCAAGCCUACCGCCAGUGUCUGCCUCAGUUGAAGCUUUAUGGCCCCACAAACUUUUCUCCAAUCAUCAACCAUGUGGCCAACUUCGGCAGACAAGCCCUGCAGCAGAAAACUGCCUCUCAAUACUUUGUUUUGCUCAUCAUCACUGACGGAGUGAUCACAGACAUGGAUGAGACCCUCAACGCCAUCGUCAACGCCUCUCGUCUGCCAAUGUCUAUCAUCAUUAUUGGAGUAGGGGGGGCGGACUUCACUGCCAUGGAGUUCCUGGAUGGAGACGAUGGACAUUUACGCUCGGCUACAGGCGAGACCGCCAUGAGGGACAUUGUGCAGUUUGUGCCAUUCAGGCAGUUCCAAAACGGUCCUCAAGAAUUGCUCGCUCAGACUGUCUUGGCAGAAGUCCCAGGUCAGGUGACGGACUUCUUCAGAGCCACGGGUUUGAGGCCACCCCAGAGCGACACACCUCUCCCUGACGCAUCCUGAGAAUCAGCUUUUCUCCUCAGUACAACACCUACAAAGGCCACUUAAACUCUGGAAUGUGUGUUUACAGGUCGUUUUCUUUCAAGUGUAAUAAUUAUCAUAACGUCGUCAUACGAGCAUGUAAAAAGAUGUACUAAUAAUAUAGAUCCAUAGUUGAUGAAGCCAUAUUACCCAGAUAUUGUCAAAUAUUUCAAUUUUAUCAAUAUUUCCUGACAUUUGUUGACUUCCCUCUAACUUAGAUAUUUAAUACGACACUUAUAUAUGACUCUAUGUGACUCAAGUGCCAGAAUUGUUCAGAGUUUAUGAUUUCUUAUUUUAUCACUUUGCUUAUGAAUCAGUUGAAAUAUGUGUGACUUGGCUCAAGGUCUUUGGUUUCAGUAGAAAAACUGAGGCAGCCUUAAACAGCCAUCUGCUCAGUCCGAGUUCUCCAUGUGUUUCUGCUUAUGUGUGUCCAUAUUACAGUGAACACUCGAAGGCCCAUUCCCAUUUCAUUCCCCUUGGCCCUUCCCCUCUUCCUUUUGCGCGGAGAUUUUUUACACCCUCACUUCGAACCUAGGGGUACCCAGAAUGCCUUGCAAAUCACCGGCAAGCUGGGAGAGAGACCCACAAAUGUAGUAAUUUGUCAAUUAAUAAGGAUUUAAAAAUUAGCCUUAGCAUGCUAGCGAUCUUUUCCCCCCCAUAAUAAUCCCUAAUUUCCCAUAACUUCAUAUCGCACCCCCUCCCAUUAUAGACCUCGAAAUCAAGGGGUAGGGAUAGGGGUGAAAUGGGAUUGGGCGAAAUGUAGCAGUUUCCAUUGACAUCACAGACCUUGGUCAAAGUUAUGGUUUUGCCAAACCCCAGGAAAUCUUCAGUGAUGUUUAUGUAUGAGAAUUUAACAAAUGAAUAGAUUUAAUGUCUUUUGUAGAUUUUUCACUACAGAAGUUGCUGCAUUGUGUCCUCGCUGCUGUUUUUGCACGUGUCUCUUUCUAUUUUUAAAUUCACUUCCACUUUUGGUUUGAGGUCAUAUUUGGUGCUUUUAUAUGGUCGUUAAAACCAAGAGAAUCCCAAGGAGCCACUCUUAACAGUAGUGGACAGCUUCAUGUGGUAAAACACGUGUUUACAUAACAAAGUUCAAUCUGUCUUAAGAGGAGAAAGUAAAACCUCUAACUUAAAGGACUGUUAUGAAAAUGACAUAAAGUGAAUCUUUAUAUAUGACUAUGUUUAGUAUCACUAUGUUAAGUGUACGUUAAGUUUUUUGCACUGAUUAUCGUGCCAAUGCCUUAUGUAAUAUUAUUUUGUUUGUCAUUGAUUUUAUCAAUAUUUUAUGUAAUUAUUUGUAAUUGAAGAAAAACAUAUCGAAUUUCACUAACAAAAUGUAUGAGAGUAUAAGUUUUGUUUUUUAUGUUUUAUGUGCCACCUCCUUAAUGUCAUGACAUUAAACACAUACUUUAUGUUUUUUCACCUCAGA
This is a messenger RNA of Hippoglossus stenolepis (Pacific halibut), 3245 nucleotides long. Its product is annotated as copine-3-like. Gene Ontology annotation, molecular function: calcium-dependent phospholipid binding; receptor tyrosine kinase binding. The coding region runs from base 164 to 1801 and encodes 545 amino acids. Gene Ontology annotation, biological process: cellular response to calcium ion; ERBB2 signaling pathway. The record is from RefSeq and is a predicted model, not a curated record. The transcript is spliced from 16 exons. Lineage: Eukaryota; Metazoa; Chordata; Actinopteri; Pleuronectiformes; Pleuronectidae. Gene Ontology annotation, cellular component: plasma membrane.